GCCCAUCGAUGCCAUCGAGAAGAACGGCAAAGCGUCUUUUAUAGCCCCUUCUUCCUCCGCCUUCUCCGCCCCGCGUUCCACACACUGUGGCCUUUCCUCCUUCCUUCUCCCCGGACCAGCGGUCGGAGCGGAGAUCGGAUCGGCCUCUUCUCGCCCCAUUCGCCGGCGGAGACUGCAUUAGAGGUGUCCGCUUUCUGCUUUCUUUCGCCAAUCUCUUGAUCCUCUUCUUCCUAUUGAUCUCAGGCCGAAAAAUCCCACCUUUCUCCCCCAACUUCAUUUUUCCUUUGUAGCAGAUUGCUCUUGUUUCGAUCUCGAAAAUGGCCGAGAGUGAACAAAGAGCGAAUGCCGCUCUGUUGCAAUCAUCAUCCUCCCGGCUCCCUGAUUUCAAGCAAUCCGUCAAGCUCAAAUAUGUCAAGCUUGGUUAUCACUACGUCAUCACCCAUGGGAUGUAUCUGUUCUUCUCGCCCCUCAUUGCCGUCCUCGUGGCGCAGCUUUCCACCUUCUCCAUCAAGGACCUCCAUGACCUCUGGGACCAUCUCCGUUUCAACCUCAUCUCUGCGGUACUCUGCUCCACGCUUCUUGUCUUCCUCUCCACCGUCUACUUCCUCACGCGCCGCAGGCCAGUUUAUCUGGUCAACUUCGCAUGCUAUAAGCCCGAGGAUCCCCGGAAAUGUACUAGGCAAAUCUUCAUGGACCGGUCUACAUUAACGGGGUCGUUCACGGAAGAGAACCUCGCAUUCCAGCGUAAGAUCCUUGAAAGGUCUGGUCUUGGUGAAUCCACCUACCUCCCCGAGGCAGUCCUCAAUGUUCCUCCGAAUCCCUGCAUGGCUGAGGCCAGGAAGGAAGCCAGAACUGUUAUGUUUGGAGCCAUCGAUGAGCUUUUGACAAAGACUAAUGUGAAACCCAAGGACAUCGGUAUCUUGAUUGUGAAUUGUAGCUUGUUCAACCCGACGCCUUCUCUCUCUGCCAUGGUUGUUAACCAUUACAAGCUUCGAGGAAACAUUGUCAGCUAUAAUCUGGGUGGAAUGGGGUGCAGUGCAGGUCUUCUCUCGAUUGAUCUUGCCAAGGAUCUUCUUCAGGUCUAUCCCAAUUCCUAUGCCUUGGUCGUCAGCAUGGAGAACAUCACCUUGAACUGGUACUUUGGCAACAACCGCUCCAUGCUUGUCUCCAACUGCUUGUUCCGUAUGGGUGGUGCUGCAAUCCUUCUAUCCAACAAGAGAUCUGAUCGCAGGCGCUCAAAGUACCAGCUCGUGCACACUGUUCGCACUCAUAAAGGUGCUGAUGAUAAGUGCUUCAGCUGUGUCACCCAAGAAGAGGAUGAGAACGGCAAGAUCGGUGUCUCUCUUUCUAAAGACCUCAUGGCAGUCGCCGGCGAUGCCCUGAAGACCAACAUUACUACGCUUGGCCCACUGGUGUUGCCCAUGUCCGAACAACUCAUCUUUUUGGCUACAUUGGUAGCGAAGAAAGUCUUCAAAAUGAAGAUCAGGCCUUACAUUCCCGACUUCAAGUUGGCCUUUGAGCAUUUCUGCAUUCAUGCCGGAGGAAGGGCAGUGUUGGAUGAAAUAGAGAAGAACCUGCAACUCUCCGAUUGGCAUAUGGAGCCGUCGAGGAUGACACUCUAUAGGUUUGGAAACACUUCGAGCAGCUCUCUCUGGUAUGAAUUGGCAUAUUCAGAAGGCAAAGGAAGGAUUAAGAAGAAGGACAGAAUUUGGCAAAUAGCAUUCGGGUCGGGGUUCAAGUGCAACAGUGCUGUCUGGAAGUCUCUGAAAUCCAUCAAUCCCGCAAAUGAGAAGAACCCAUGGAUGGAUGAAAUUAACAACUUCCCAGUUGCGGUUCCGAAGGUGUCAGCACUUUGAGCAUAAUCGCUGGUUAGAAAGUGAUAUCACAUGCAGAAUUAGAAUCUGCACAGGUGAAACAUUCGUCAUGAUUUGUUUUAAUUGUUUUGGUGUUGGAAGGUGCAUUUUUCAUGUGGACAAUGAAUUUGAUUGCUAGAUUUAAAGAUAAACCAUGCACUCAACUGUAAGUAGACUAGGAGGGUCAAGUAGCACUAUAUUUCAUAUUUUUGCUGUUAAUGCAGACAUUGGGCCUCGAUUCUUGUCAUAAUCAUUUUCUUUUGCAGUAUCAUUGCCUUAUAUAUGAAUCUUAUAUUGAUUAGUGUCAUUUCAUUGUAUUAUCCACUAUUUUAAUGAAUGUCAAGAUCUCUUGAUGCA
This is a messenger RNA of Musa acuminata subsp. malaccensis (wild Malaysian banana), 2210 nucleotides long. Its product is annotated as 3-ketoacyl-CoA synthase 11. The record is from RefSeq and is a predicted model, not a curated record. Gene Ontology annotation, cellular component: membrane. Gene Ontology annotation, molecular function: acyltransferase activity, transferring groups other than amino-acyl groups. Gene Ontology annotation, biological process: fatty acid biosynthetic process. NCBI's taxonomy places the organism in Eukaryota, Viridiplantae, Streptophyta, Magnoliopsida, Zingiberales, Musaceae.